Molecule: messenger RNA, 510 nt
Organism: Dentiscutata erythropus
Lineage: Eukaryota; Fungi; Glomeromycota; Glomeromycetes; Diversisporales; Gigasporaceae
Source: the annotation of a GenBank genome assembly
AUGGAAGAAAGACAAAGAGAUAUGGAUAAUAUUCCACAAAUAAGGGAGGAUGUGGAGGUAAUUGAUAAUGUACAACAAAUAGUUGUAGGAAAGCAACCACCACCACUACAACAACAAAAUGAAGAUAGAAAUAUGGAUCCACAAGAUUUUACAAGAUGUUCUAUUUGUAAUACACCUUUAAGGGAAGCUAUGAAUAGUAAUCCAGAAGUAGUGAAGCUUUGUAAUAAUAAUCAAAGAUAUAUGGCUCAUAUGCAUUGUGCGACUAGAUGGUAUAAUAGAGAUGGUGUUGACACACGUUGUGUUUUAUGUAGUUUAAAUUUAAUUUUACCAUAUGUUCGAAUAAAUAGAAAUCAAGUAUUACAAUAUGAUAGAGAAAGACAAAAUCAUAGAUUGAAUAUUAAGAGACGUGGAAAAGAACAUAUAGAAUUAGCAGCACAGAGAAGACAAGAAAGAAUAGUAGCAAAACAGAGAGAUUUACAUAAUAUUCCACAAUUAUAUAGGGAUAGAGAA